Molecule: messenger RNA, 996 nt
Organism: Glarea lozoyensis ATCC 20868
Lineage: Eukaryota; Fungi; Ascomycota; Leotiomycetes; Helotiales; Helotiaceae
Exons: 3
Coding region: 1-996 (331 amino acids)
Source: RefSeq, a predicted model, not a curated record
AUGCGGAUCGCUGUCGCCAGUCUCGCGAGCGCGCAGUCACGCAAAUGGAUUUUGCCGUCGCUAUGGCUGAUCCUGGUAUUCUGGUUCCUGGGUCGGGUAUUCAACCAUUCGAAGUACGCGGAUAAACUCAAUGUGUUUUCUGGAAAUGGAACAUUUGGUGCGACAAAGGCGCAGUUUUACGACUACUACAAGCUGCUUCGACAUUCGGGCAACAAAACGGAUUCGCACCUCCAAGCAGAUUGGAUGACGGUCAAUGUCAGCACGAGUAACAAAGCUGCCGUGAUUAUCGAGACUCGAAGAUCUGGAGGAAUCGUACCACUUGUGCUUCAUUUCAGUGCUGUUCUUGGACCAGACUGGCCAAUCGUAAUCUACACAGCCGCUGAAAACUUUGGAUCGUUUAGCACAUCCGCUGCUCUUCUACGCCAUCAACGAGCAGGACGAGUCGUGAUCCGCGCUCUCGCUGACGGCGUAUACUUCCCGAACUGGAAUUCCGUCUCGGACUUUCUCACGACACCAUGGAUUUGGGAGGAAAUGGCACCUGCAGAACAUGUACUCUUGUUCCAGACAGAUAGCAUUUUAUGCUCAAAUUCAGUACGAAAGGUAGACGACUUUUUCGAGUGGGAUUUUGUGGGCGCGCCAAUCAAUCCGGAUAUUGGAGUUGGAUAUAAUGGCGGAUUAAGCUUGAGGAACAGGAAAACGACAUUGAGGGUACUGUCCGAGUUCGAAUGGGCUGCGAAGCCAGAGCCAUACCCCGAGGACCAGUGGUUCUUCUCCCGGAUGAAGGAUUUGCAGGAGAAGGAUAGCGAGGAGGGGAUCGUGAGCAGCAUCAAGUUACCAGACAUGGAAACUGCGAGAACGUUUGCAGUCGAAACGAUCGAUUACCCUCAUCCAUUAGGACUACAUCAACCUGAUAGAUUUUUGAAGGAACAUAUUUUGUCCCUUGAUGAAUGGUGUCCGGAGUAUAAACUUGCCACAAAGGACAGGAUUGGAAAUUAA